GUGCGGGACGACAUCGUCGCCGCGGUGCGGGAGCUCUUCCCGCGCGGCGUGCCCGGCAUGGAGGAGGCCGUGCAGGCGGGCGUGACGCGGAACGGCAUGGGGCCCGUCGCGCAGCGCCUGACGCUCGAGGAGGCCGAGACGCUGGCGGCGCGCGUGGGCCACGUGGUGCAGACCGCGGUCACGGUGGACCAGUCCGCCGUGCAGGAGGCCCAGAAGGAGCGCGCCAAGGCCGCGCAGGCAGAG
Prorocentrum cordatum is the source of this 243-nucleotide messenger RNA. Lineage: Eukaryota; Dinophyceae; Prorocentrales; Prorocentraceae. The record is from the annotation of a GenBank genome assembly.